UCUUAUAAAUAAACCACGCUUUAAUAAAACUGAAAAACCACUUCUCUCUCUCUCUCUCUCUCUGUGGCUUUUGCUGAAGUUCAAAGCUUUUCUUGUUGUUGUUGUUGUUUGUUUCCUUAUGUGAAGAAGUGGGUUUGUUUUAUUUUUUAGUUUGGUAUUGAUCUUGGAAGGAAGUUUUAUGCUUUUAGUUUGAAAGUUGAAGCUUUUGAGAGUGAAAAUGGAGAGAGAUUUCAUGGGUUUGAACUCGAAAGAACCAUUAGCUAUGGUGAAGGAAGAGGUUAACAAUGAUGGGAUAAGAGAAAUAGGAUUUGCUAAAGGUUCAGGUAUACAGUGGUCCUUCUCUAACAAGGCAUCUGCACUUCCUCACUUCAUGUCCUUUAAGGUUGUUCAAGAUGAUAAGGCUAAAAAGGUUGUUUCUGAUCCUUUGAUGCCAACUGGUUUCAUGCCUAUCUCAGCUGCAGAUGCAUAUGAUCCAAGUCAAAAACGUUCAACAGCAGAAAUUCAGAAAUCGUUCAAUCACGAUAGGCAAGGUGCGACUCAUAUUUCCCUGACAUCUUAUUCUGUGCAAAAUGAUGUGCCUUCUCUGCAUCGUCCUCACGAUGUGAAGACUUUUCCAGUCUCAAACCAGGGAAUUUCAGUUUCUGUGAACAAUCCUUUCUUCAAGAAUCAUUUCGGUACCAAUGGUCAGAGUUUGGUUGGUGCUAACACAAAGCCACAAGUACUUGGAGGGAUUCCUAUUGCAACCUCACAUUCAAUUCUUCCCACCGCCGGUUCUGUUGGGUUCACUGAGCCAUGGAAUGGUGUUAAAACCGAUGGGGCUCCUGCUCAAAUGACAAUCUUUUAUGCCGGUUCAGUGUGUGUCUAUGAUGAUAUCACCCCUGAUAAGGCUCAGGCUAUUAUGUUAUUGGCCGGUAAUGGAACUUCAGUGGCCCCAACUGUACCACAGCCAAAAGUUCAAGCUCAGGCACCCAGCUCAAAACCAGCAGCAGUUGAUGCUGUUAUUGUGAACCAUACCAUAAACACCCCACCGGGAUCUGGUCUCUCGAGCCCUCUAUCUGUUUCUUCACAUACUGGUGCUCAGUCGGGAAGUGGGUCUAACAAUACAGAAGAGCCGAUGGCUACUAAAACUACAGGGGUUGCAACCACUCCUAUUUGCAAAUUGGAGCUCUCAAAUGGGGUGAAUGGGAUGGGAUCUGUUGCUUCAACAAGUGUGAUACCUUCUGGACAUUCAAACUUUUAUGCUGCCAUUCCACAGGCUCGGAAAGCAUCCUUGGCUCUAUUCUUGGAGAAGCGCAAACAAAGGUCAAUGAAUGUGGCACCAUACACCACCCAUAAAAAAAUCCCAGAAGGCUCCACCCAAUAGAGUAGAGGCAUUAACUUCUUAAUAGCUUCUCUCUCAACAAGCAAGGAAGCUAACCGUGAUGUAAUGGCACCAAUUUAGAAGGGUAAUUUGCAAGUUUAUGUAGUAUGUUAAAAUAUGCUUAAGCGACUUUUGUUUUUCUUAAAAGAAAAGUGUAAUCCUGACUUGGUAUUAUUUUAGUCUUAAGUAAGUUUCUAGUAUGGGGUUUUCCCCUAUUGUCAUUUUUCUUUUGAUGUGGAAAAACUUUUGCUUCCACAUUAUGACUUUUGAUUACACUUUGUAACCAUUUAAUCAUUGUUACAUUGUGGAAAUUAUAUAUAGUUAAAAUAUAUUUGUA
Pistacia vera is the source of this 1697-nucleotide messenger RNA. RefSeq names its product protein TIFY 6B-like. The record is from RefSeq and is a predicted model, not a curated record. Lineage: Eukaryota; Viridiplantae; Streptophyta; Magnoliopsida; Sapindales; Anacardiaceae. Gene Ontology annotation, cellular component: nucleus. The transcript is spliced from 7 exons. Gene Ontology annotation, biological process: regulation of defense response; regulation of jasmonic acid mediated signaling pathway; response to wounding. Bases 218 to 1363 code for a protein of 381 amino acids.